GUGCUGUUGUGUGAAUUUGAUUACUUACAAGUUUAUUUUACUUUUCUAUUACAUUAUAAAUUAUAGUGACGUAUUUCGUGUACAGAUUUAAUAUAGUUAUCGUUGUUAUAUAUUGGUCAGUGUUACAAUAAAAUCGAAAUUGAUAAAAAUAUUUCUGAGUUAUACUUAUGUCGAGUCAUUAAUUAAAUAGAUUUUACAGUGACUCAAGGUUGUACUAAUAAAAGAAGCAGAGCUUGUGACUAUUAUGAGAAUUACAAACACAUAAUGGUUGAGGACAAUGAUCAAAGUUACGGAAGAACGGCAAAUAAAAAUGUACUAUUGAAAAUAGUAAUUCUAGGAGAUGGUGGUGUGGGCAAGUCGUGUUUGAUGAGUAGGUUUAUAUCGAACCACUUCGACGACCACAACUUUCACACGAUAGGCGUCGAGUUUAUGAACAAAACGAUAGAUGUCAAUGGAAAACAGUAUACACUACAGAUAUGGGACACAGCAGGUCAGGAACGUUUUAAAUCUUUAAGGACACCAUUCUAUAGAGGGACGGAUAUCUGCAUACUGGCAUAUGCUAUAGACGAUAGAAGUUCCUUUAACAAUAUUAAGACAUGGUUAAAUGAGUUCCUACAUUAUGCUGGUGUUAAAAAUGGAAUUGAAAAGUUUCCUUUUAUCGUUGUUGGGAACAAGUCAGACGUAUCCUCAAAGGAUAGAGAGGUAUCUUAUGAUCAGUUGAAACAUUGGUGCGAUGAAAAUAAAAUAUCAACAUACUUAGAAACCUCUGCUAAGACAGACAGCAAUGUCGUUGAAGCUUUCUCGCUUGCUGUACAGAGAUGGGCAGAUUUAGAACAGAAAGCUGAAAAGGAACUCAGGAUGUUCCACCAUCCAGAUACUGUGACACUCCACGGUUCAAGCGCUGUGUCCAGCUUCCGAGCUACUUGCUGUUCUCGGUUCACUUCUUAUGAAUCAUAAACGAUUACCCUAUGAAAGGUAAUUUUCCUCAAUUCGGAACUUGAAUGAAAUGUAGCUGAUAUUUGAUUUUCAAUUUAGUUCGAUGUUUCAUCAUAAAUAACAUAAUAUGACAAUUUUUUUUAACUAUAUUUAAUUAAUAAAACAUUAAAAUGUACGAAAUACCACGCGAGUACUCAACGCGCCAUUAUAGCUGUGAUGUCAUAAUGUUAAAUUUUUAAAAUGACACGAAAUAUCUGUCAUUGAAUUGCAAAUUUGACAUUUUGACGUGAUAGGCCAGUACGUCAUCAGUAUAUAAAUCUCAAUUUCGUAUUAAGUAUAUUAUGUACUGUAAAUUAUUAUAAAAAAAUAUCAAAUGCCUAAUUUUUUUUUUUUUUCAAAAUUAUAACAAAUUUGAUCUUUCUUACAUAAGUUAAUAAUGAAAGCUUUAAUAUUUAAUUUCAAAUGUAACGUAUCGUAUAAUCUGUAAUGUUUGUCACGAAUGGUUAACCACAAUAAACUAGACGUGUAAAUGAUAUUGUUAGUCAGAGAAGCAUAAUAUUUACUUGUUUUGUUAUUAUUUUAAUGUAUAUUGUACAGAAUUAACAAUGUAUACAGAUAUUCAAAUGCCUAGGUGUUGCAACUUGGGGACAUACCCCUGGUACUUAUUUUCAAGGGGUCUUAGUUAUUGCAAAAGUUGUAUGAUGUACGAUGGGUUAUCAAUUUUAUUAAAAUAUAUCUAUUAUUCUCAAACUGGCUUUGAAACAUAAAGAGGAAAGAUUUUAUCCCAGCUGUGGGAGUGGGAAGCUGUUACUUUUAUAUCUAGGUUUGUCAAUCGAUGCCCGUAGGAAUCAGAGGCCAUAUUGGGGCGUUUUUUAUAAAUACACAAUUGAUAUAUUAUUGUUUUAAUAUUAUAAAGUUCUUAUUUCUAUAAUUUACGAAUGUAAGUAUUAAUAAAAUAGCAAAAUAGCCAUAUGUUUUGUUUUAUAAAUGUUAUUUUAUAAUAUUUUCGCUAGGAGCGAAGUUGAUUGUUUCGAAGAUGUAAUCAAAAUUGAGACCGUUGAUGGUACUUAUCUCGAAAAAUGCAUUUAACUUAUCAAAAUAAUAAUCAUCCGUCCUUUAGUCAUCGAUUAUGCAAAGACAUGUUGAUAAUAUAUAUCAAUACAUAUCUCGGACUCGUUCAACUGACAUAUUACGUGUAAAUCAAAAUAGUUUUUAUAUUAAAAUAUUAAAUUACAGAUUAAAAAUCGUGAUCAGUAUUGUUGUAUUGCGAUUGACAGCUGUCAAAGUUUUAAAAAAUAUGCAAAAUUAAAAACAAAUAUGACGAUUUUUGUUGUAAAAAGGUAGAACUAG
Nymphalis io (European peacock) is the source of this 2286-nucleotide messenger RNA. RefSeq names its product ras-related protein Rab-9B (gene Rab9). The record is from RefSeq and is a predicted model, not a curated record. Gene Ontology annotation, molecular function: GTP binding; GTPase activity. Gene Ontology annotation, biological process: retrograde transport, endosome to Golgi. Gene Ontology annotation, cellular component: late endosome; phagocytic vesicle; lysosome. Bases 265 to 957 code for a protein of 230 amino acids. Lineage: Eukaryota; Metazoa; Arthropoda; Insecta; Lepidoptera; Nymphalidae. The transcript is spliced from 4 exons.